AUGUCCGCUCUAGCUUCAAUGCGCACCUUGCGGCCAAUCUUCUCAGAUCACCAGAAUAUCCGCGGACCCUUCUUCCUUUGUUUAACCGAUCUUCACCAAAGUAAUACCCUCGUGGAUCAGCACUGGAAUAUUCAGUACAUUAUCGAUCUCGAAUUGGUGGCUGUUCUUCCUCCUUCUUUCCUUCAGCCCCCGUAUUGGCUCACUAACGAAGCUGUUGAUCCGAUUACCCCUGAGUCCUACCAGAAGCAACACGAAGAGUUCCUAAAGCCAUUCGAAGGAGAUGAGCGAGCGUUGAAGACGGAGCGGAACCCUCUACCCAAGUCGACGGUGAUGCAUCGCGCCCAAUCCAUUCGCUGA
Molecule: messenger RNA, 357 nt
Organism: Fonsecaea multimorphosa CBS 102226
Lineage: Eukaryota; Fungi; Ascomycota; Eurotiomycetes; Chaetothyriales; Herpotrichiellaceae
Exons: 1
Coding region: 1-357 (118 amino acids)
Source: RefSeq, a predicted model, not a curated record